UUAAAGAUGCGAGAAUGUAAUGAGCAUUUUUUUAGUGCAUCUGUGAAAGGCGAAUGGCGAGAACGCGAUGUUUCGCACAUAGCUAUGUAAAGUACAUGUAUCACCCUAAACAUAAAAUAUUAAGUUUAAACAUGAAGUAUUAUCUGCAUAAACAUACUAAAAAUCACCUUGAUAUAUUUAUAGGACACGCUUGAAUGCGAAGAUACACUAUCUGUGCACAACGUACAGGUACAAAUAUUUUAAAUUUCAAACUUUUAUUUGUCAGAAGGAUUAACGAGUUAAGAUGUCAGAAAAAGCACCGUACCUGCGAUUCCAGCAUAAGAUUGCAAUAGUAACAGGUGGUUGUGACGGUGUUGGGAGGGGAUGUGUAGAUGUUUUAGCUGCAAAUGGUGGGACGGUGGUCGUUUUCGACAUAAAUGACGAAACUGGGUCAAAGUUGGUAUCGGAAGGACCAGGGAAGAUAAUCUAUAUUCACUGUGAUAUGACAAAGGAAAAUGAAAUAAAGAAAUCAAUUGAAGAAACUGUGAAACGUUGCGGCAAAAUAGACUGCCUCGUAAAUAACGUUGGAUCACAUCCCGGGGCAAUGGCGGUAGAUGAUAUAUCAGUUCAAGGCUUUCGAGAUUUACUUGAAAUUAAUCUUGUAAGCACCUUUACUGCCAGCAAGUAUGCACUUCCGUACCUUAGAGAAUCAAAGGGAUGUAUAGUGAACAUCUCGAGUAAUGCAGCAUCAGCAGCCUUCAAAAACUCUUCAACCUACUGUGCUUGCAAGGGAGGUGUAUCAUCGUUAACAAGAGCUUUGGCCAUUGACGAGGCAAAAUACGGUGUUAGAGUUAACUCAAUUGCUCCUGGACCUGUGGAUACAAGAUUAGUUAAAGCACUUAUGCCUGUAGAAGAGAGAGAAUUUCUUGCUAAGUGCAAUAACAUGAACCGGUUUGCUCAGCCUCGUGAAAUCGGGUUGACAUGUCUAUAUCUUGCCGUGGAUGCUACCUUUACGACGGGAGAAGAAAUUAUGUGUACUGGUGGUGCUGAAGUCGGUUAUGGUGUGAAGGGCGGUGGUCUCCUGGUUUGAACCAGAACAGAACAAUAAUAUAUUAUGAUAGCUGAAUGAAAUGAUUGAUUUCGCAGUAGUUGAGUGGGUCAAUGAGCCGUGCAUUUUGGUCUUUUAUUAAAAGAUAUAACUUAUAA
This is a messenger RNA of Mercenaria mercenaria, 1185 nucleotides long. RefSeq names its product 17-beta-hydroxysteroid dehydrogenase 14-like. The transcript has 9 exons. Gene Ontology annotation, molecular function: estradiol 17-beta-dehydrogenase [NAD(P)+] activity. Gene Ontology annotation, cellular component: cytosol. Lineage: Eukaryota; Metazoa; Mollusca; Bivalvia; Venerida; Veneridae. The coding region runs from base 284 to 1069 and encodes 261 amino acids. Gene Ontology annotation, biological process: steroid catabolic process. The record is from RefSeq and is a predicted model, not a curated record.